Molecule: messenger RNA, 1557 nt
Organism: Anthostomella pinea
Lineage: Eukaryota; Fungi; Ascomycota; Sordariomycetes; Xylariales; Xylariaceae
Source: the annotation of a GenBank genome assembly
AUGUUGCUCAACAUGGACCAACUUACAAUGCUCGCAUCAUGCUGUCUUGUGUUCUUGCCGUACUUGGUGUUGGGUACAUCGUCAGCAGCUUGCCUCAAUGGUGUCUGUAACAUUUCACGCAAAGAUCUGCCUGUGGAACAAAUUGCGUCCGAGUUAGGGCCACAGCUCUCCAGCACUUCUAACAUUUUCGGCCCCGAUGACGCUCGCUGGACCAAUGCAACUGAACGGUUCCAAGCCCUGGUGCGGCCAGAUGUCCAGCUGGUGGUGCAACCCGGGCAGGAAAGUGACGUGCCUACGAUCGUUCAGUACGCCAAUGAUAAUAGCAUAGCGUUCAUGGCGACCAACCGGAGACACGCGCUUACACUGUCCAUCGGAACGUUCUCUGGCAUCGAAAUUGAUUUGUCCCUGCUCAGGAACGUGACUCUCAACGCAGAAAGUAGCGCAACGUUGCAAGGCGGAGCAUACGACGAGGCAGUCUGGUCGACACUCUGGAACGAAGGUUAUAUCACCACCACUGGGAGCGCUUCUUGCGUCGGAAUGCUUGGCCUAGCCCUUGGGGGCGGUCACGGUCGCUGGCAAGGCUAUUAUGGCCUGGUCGCUGAUAACAUUAUCAAUUUGAAUAUGGUCCUAGCCAACAGCACCGCCGUCACCGUUGCAGACGAUACUAACCCGGAUUUGUUUUGGGCGAUGAAGGGCGCGGGUCAUAAUUUUGGCAUCGUGACAAGCUUCGAGAUCAAGGUCUACGACCGGGGACCCGAUACUUGGUUCUACAAGAUCUACAUCUGGAAUCAGACCAAGAUUGAAACGGUAUUUGAGACGUUGAAUAUGUUUCGGCAAGGAGGAACGCAACCGAAGGAGAUGGCAGUGAAUUAUGGCGCCUACCUGGUGAACACUUCCAUAAGCAAUACGGUGUAUUUGCAGCCUGUCCUUUGGUGGUCGUUCGUCUAUAUCGGUUCGGAAGCAGACGCACAGCAAUACCUGGUACCUUUCGAUGCUAUUGAAGCUAUCGAUGUUCAGCAUGGGAGUGUGCCCUAUCCAGAAAUUGCUGAAGUGACCUUGACAGGAGCUUCAUCCGGACUCUGCACCCCGGGGUUCGUUCAUAAUCAUGCCACUUCAUACUUGCAAACCUGGAAUUCUACAGCCCAGCGGCAGAUCUACGACCUCUUUUCGCGGAAGAUCAAUGAGAACGCACAAUGGUUCAACUCGACUGUUGUAAUGGAGGACUAUGCCCACGAGGGUGUGGGAGCAGUUGACCCGGCAACUUCUGCGUACCCCUGGCGCGAGUAUUCUCUACUGAGCUACAUCAACGUUGCUUAUGCUUCGAACGAGACUUUGGACCCAGCUGCUCGCGAGUGGGCUCUGGAGACUCGAGAUCUUUGGAAUGCUGGUCAAGCCGAUCUCCCUGUGGCUACAUAUGUGAACUACGCUCGAGGUGACGAGCCACUAGGGUCCGUAUAUGGCUACAACGCCUGGCGUCUCGAAAGGCUACGCGGACUCAAGACAGAGUAUGACCCGAAUGACCGCUUUAGCUACUACAACCCCAUUGUUCCGCUAUAA